Esox lucius (northern pike) is the source of this 4912-nucleotide messenger RNA. RefSeq names its product neurocan a (gene ncana). Bases 475 to 4038 code for a protein of 1187 amino acids. Gene Ontology annotation, molecular function: hyaluronic acid binding; calcium ion binding. NCBI's taxonomy places the organism in Eukaryota, Metazoa, Chordata, Actinopteri, Esociformes, Esocidae. Gene Ontology annotation, biological process: cell adhesion. The record is from RefSeq and is a predicted model, not a curated record. The transcript is spliced from 21 exons.
CGUCUUUGUUCAAACCGAUUCAGCUUCUCACCCUGAGCCUCGCCACCGGCACAAGGGGAGUGAAAACCGGGAACUUCCGUCUAACCCGCUUCAGAGCAGUUAUCUCCAUAUUGGACAAGAGGCAAAUGGUGAAUAUUAGUCGUGGAGCAGAAAAUUGGCCCAAGCAGAAGGUGUAGCGCGUAUCAAGAAGUGGUAUUUUUCUCUCUCUCACUUACCGGUUCUUUUUUGCUGUUUCACCCAUUCGACUCAUUGCUGAUUCGAUUGGAGCAUCCGGGAAGGCUAUGUUUUAAACACCUGCACUGAAGCGCAACGCGCUGUAACAUUCCUGCGGAUUGCGCUGCAUUUUUUUCCUACUACUUUCAGAAUUUUAUCCAGAGACCCUCACUGAUUUGGCAGCACGCCUACAGACUCUAAAGGUCUGUGACCCCAUCUCCCCAGAGCAGCCCGCUCACACGUCGCCAUGACCCAUCUCAAAUGUCCCUGGAGGUUCUGCACGGACCGCCCGUUGAGCACGGCACCACGUCUCCAGGCGUGAACCCAAAUGAAUCAGCAACGGUUCACGAGUGGGUCCCGACCCAUCUUGGGUCCAGGAUGGUGGUGGCUGUGCCUGUAGCUGGUCUACAGGCUGUUCUGUCUCUGCUGCUUCUGUGUGUUGUCCUGGUUGUGACCCAGGCAUCCUCCAUAGUAAACAUGCGUAGAGUCACCCAUCCUACAAUACGAGAGUCUCUGGCUGGGUUUGCCCACCUCCCCUGUGUCUUCACCCUUCAGCCCAAUGAGCCCAGUCCCUCCAGCAAGCCAUCCCAAAUCCAGUGGACCCGAACCUGGGUAGCAGGUGGAGAGGGUAUUCCCUUGGAGCAGACGAUUCUCUCAGUCAGAGGUGAAACGUUGAACGUGAAUAAAGCUUUUGCUGGACGGGUCAGGUUGCUUGGAUACACCACUAACAACCUAAAUGCUACCAUGGAGAUCUCUGGCCUUCGUAUCAACGACACAGGCACCUAUCACUGCCAGAUAGUCGUGGGCGAUCACUACGAGAGAGACAUAGUGCCCCUUGUGGUCUUGGGUGUGGUGUUCCAUUACCAGUCUCCUAGCGACCGUUACGCCUUCUCGUUUGAUGACGCCCAGCGGGCCUGUCAGGAGAACUCAGCCUUUAUCGCCACGCCGACCCAACUGUGGUCAGCGUUCCACAGUGGCUAUGCCAACUGUGCUGCUGGAUGGCUAUCUGACCAGACUGUCCGAUACCCUAUCCAGUCAGCAGAACAUGGUUGCUAUGGACACCAGGAGAAUGCAGCUGGUGUGAGGAAUUAUGGGAAGAGAGACCCUAAUGAGCGGUUUGAUGUGUACUGUUUUGCCAGGGACCUGGAGGGGGAGGUAUUCCAUUCAUGGGUCCCGGGACGUUUGACUCUGUCCUCUGCCUCCGAUCGCUGUGUCUCCCUGGGUGGACAGUUGGCCACAGUGGGACAGCUCUACCUGGCCUGGAGGGCCGGGCUGGAUAGCUGUGCUCCAGGCUGGCUCUCUGACGGGAGUGUCCGCUACCCCAUCACCAAGCCCAGGCAGGGGUGUGGAGGGGACCAGCCAGGAAUCCGGACCAUCAUACCCAACACUGAUGAAAGCACAACCAGCAGUGGAUCAGCUAAUUCUACUGAUACCACACCAUUGUACAAUGCCUACUGCUACAGAGGGAGCGUAAAGGAGCCAGGCCCCAUAUCUACCAUCUACAAAUCUCUAUGGAGGCCCUGGAACUACCUGAGCAGCACCAUCGGCUCUGACACCUCAGCAGGAGACAGCGUUGCCCUGGCUACUGAAUCCACCGGCAGUCCCCUGACCCCCGAGAGUGAGAAUCUUUCACCUUCUGAGGACCUCACACCCUCAAACUGGACCGGGUUGGUUGAUCUGGAGCAAGAAGCCCACUCUUCCUGGGACUCCUGGUCCUCAGAUUCCUCUGAGGGGUUUGUCACCCUACGGCUCAGCCUAGAAGAGAAAUCUCUAUUCUGGGGGGACCUGGAAGACAUGGAUCCUGAGUCUGGAGCUUUUCUCAGACCUCCAGCCACCCCCAGCCCCGGUCCAAGCUUCAGCACUAGCCUCAGUUCCAGACUAAGUUUAACCACUCAGGAAGAGGAGCCAAUCUCAAUGCCCGCCCCCACUGAAAAAAAGGUGAUAGCCAAGAUAGUGAAGUCUAUGUGGAAGCCAUGGGACUACCUGACAGGGGUAACAGAAGCUGCCCAAGGACCAGUCAGUCCAGAGAGGGAUAGAGAGGGAACCCCAGAGGGCUCUGUGACUGGCAGCGGAUCUGUUCCCACUGGCUCUUCAGGGUUACCCUCGUGGGGUCGUGGGUGGUGGGACAGCUCCGAUGUGGGGGAACUGGACACCCACACGCCCGUCACCGGUGUGCCAUCAACGUCCCCAGGCCAGGUCCCCUCUGCCACGGCCACUGAGAGCCAGUCCUCUGCCCCCGUCUCCAACCCCGGACGGUGGGAGGCUGCCUCAGAGUCCGCUACGCACCCGGAGAGUAAGUGGAUCCAGGUGGACCCCCGGAAGGUUCAGACGUCACCCCAGCCGGAUGACGGGAGACGGGGAGAGGUCCCCACCAGAGUGGAUGUCCGGGCAGGUGCAGGGAGAGGUAUAGCUGAAGAGGAGGGGAGUGCUGCGGGGACCUCCGAGGAAGCCAGAGGGGAGAUCCAGUUCACAUAUCGCCACGCUGCGACCGACGCGCCCAAACUCCGACUCCCUCCUUCAGAAGAGACAAGCACGAGUAAGGACCAGCCAGGAUAUAGUCCCAGCCCCUCCCAACCCCACGUCAGCAGCUCCACUUCUGGGUCAGACUUUAGGGACUCUUCCCCUUCACCCAAACCAGAUACUGGAGCUCCGGCCCCUCCACCUUCCACUUCAGUCAGCUCCAAGGAGACCGCCCCAUCCGGCUCCUGGGUCCCGGUAAAGAGUGCUGCGAUGGAGCAUGGAGGGGAGGGCGGGGAAAGGGGGCCCCUGACGAUGCCCUCCGGAUCACCAGUGGAGGAAGAUACAGUCUGGUCUUACACACUUGGCUCUGGGUUGCCUAGCAACGUGGAUGAGGAGGCCGGCGGAUUCAACCGGAGCAACGGAACUCUUGGCUCGGCAGGUGCGGAGGAGCCCUGCCUCACCAAUCCGUGUCUGCAUGGAGGGAAGUGUCUACCUCAGGGCCAGGGCUACAGCUGUUACUGCCCACAGGGCUUCACAGGGGAGAACUGUGAGAUUGACGUGGAUGACUGCCAAUCCAACCCGUGCCUAAACGGAGGCACCUGCAUCGACAAGAUCGACUCGUUCAUCUGCCUCUGUCUGCCCAGCUACUCCGGACACUCCUGUGAGAAGGAUGUGGAGGGUUGUGAACAUGGAUGGAAGAAGUUUCAUGGCCACUGCUACAGGUACUUCUCAAACAGACACACCUGGGAGAAUGCAGAGAAGGACUGCAGGGAGCACAGUGCCCACCUGAGCAGCAUCACCUCAGUCACUGAGCAGGAGUUCAUCAACGACCUGGGUCACGACAACGCCUGGGUGGGCCUCAAUGACCGCACGGUGGAGGACGAUUUCCAGUGGACCGACGUCAAUGACCUGGUAUAUGAGAACUGGAAAGAGAGCCAGCCUGAUAACUUCUUUGCCGGCGGAGAGGACUGUGUGGUGACCAUCGCCCAUGAGGACGGCAAGUGGAACGAUGUGCCCUGCAACUACAACCUCCCCUACAUCUGCAAGAAAGGCACAGUGCUGUGUGGAACCCCACCCGCUGUGGAGAACGCCCAUCUGAUUGGACGCCGGCGGUCCCACUAUGACAUCCAUGCUGUGGUGCGUUACCAGUGUGCCGAAGGGUUCUACCAGCGCCACAUCCCCACCGCUCGUUGCCGUGUCGAUGGCACCUGGGACCGGCCCAAGAUCAUCUGCACAAAGUCUCGGCGAUCCCACCGGUACCGCCGCAACCACCACCAUGGCCAACGCCGUGAGCGCAGGAACCACAGGAGACAUGGAGGAGAGGCACACAGGGAGAGGGGAGAGGAUGUACACAGCCACUACUGAACCAAAUACUACACUUCCCACAAAGCCUUGCGUCUGGCGCGGAAGGGAUCAGUCAGGAUCUCACAAUGGACAAAUAGUUGACAUAUGAACUUUUACUUUUUUGACUUGAUUUUAGCCUGACACUUUGGGUUUAAAUUACUUUUCAGAUACCGUAGAGAGCAAAACUUUCAUGCAUCAGUGCAAAAAGUUCAUGUAUAUCUCAAGUUAACAGUUGAUUUUGUUUCCCCAGGUCAGCUGCUUACAACAGUAAUUGUUUUUCUCUCACUAACAUAAUCGCUAAUAUCUUAGAAAAGGCAAUGCCUAUGGAUAACCGAUUCUCACUGUCUAAAAAUAAAGUGGUGUGUGUGUCUGUGUGUGUGUGUGCAUAUGACCGUGUGUGUGCAUGUACUUGAAAGAGAGUGUGUUUUUGAUAAGUCUGAAGCUUGUUCUUCUCAGAACAUACUCAUUUUAGUAUUCUGUUUUAAAGCACAGAAAGUAAUUAAUGCAACUGAGAUAAUUAUCUUUCAGUCCCAAAUAACCCAGAGCUUUUGUUUGUAUACAGUAUCCGUUGUGUUUCCUUAAAACGUAAAACUCCUGAAUAGCAGGGCUAUUGUUUUAUUAUUCGACAACUCACACGCCAUUUUCAAAAAUGUUUAAUCUUUUCAUGUAAUGUAACUAUUUAUUAUGGAUUUUAAUAUAUGUUUUGUUUUCUCUGUGAUUCAACAAGGAAUUGUAUUCCAUUUCUCUUUGACAUACCAUUCUGGCAAUCAAAAGUAAUGAAGUUAACCCUCUUAAGUCUGUGUACUGUGAAUACUGUGGUGUUUGUUUGAUAUUGACUGAUAUCCAAUUGAUACCUGACUCCUGGCCAGUCAUGUACUCCCCUUGGCCCUCUCAA